Venturia canescens is the source of this 1641-nucleotide messenger RNA. RefSeq names its product DCN1-like protein SCCRO4 (gene SCCRO4). Gene Ontology annotation, cellular component: ubiquitin ligase complex. The transcript is spliced from 6 exons. Gene Ontology annotation, biological process: protein neddylation. The coding region runs from base 228 to 1319 and encodes 363 amino acids. Gene Ontology annotation, molecular function: ubiquitin conjugating enzyme binding; cullin family protein binding; ubiquitin-like protein binding. Lineage: Eukaryota; Metazoa; Arthropoda; Insecta; Hymenoptera; Ichneumonidae. The record is from RefSeq and is a predicted model, not a curated record.
CGUAUUCCAGCCACUGUCGCGCUUCUAUAUCGCUCGUACUUUAUUCUCUCGCUCUCGGAAUUAAUCUGUGAAAAAGAAAAAAACAAAAAUUGAAGAAUAAAUUGAAGAUUGCUGGGUAUAGGACAAAGUUUCGGAAGCGCAGUGACGAACGAAAAAACAAACAAAGCAAAUUAUCAAAAGUGCAAAAAAAACGAACGAAAAAAGUGUCGAAUAUUUGGGAUGUAUUGAUGAACCUAACCUCGAUAUCGUCGAACGUAGAGACGGCCGAAAAGGAGCAGUUGAAUCGUCGUCAAGAAACGCGAUACAUCACCGAUCAGUUAAACUCGUUUAAUUUGUCGGGAAACGUUCGUUACAAUUACACGACCCCUUGGGGGGAGGACAACAGUGCUGUGCGAGGACUUUGCAAUUCAAACGUCAACAGAUUUGGAAGAAUUAACGAAGCAAGAGAAGACAGAAGUCGAGAAGGGGUUUUAGGUUUAGGAGGUGGAGGGAUGCCUCGCAGUAAGCGGAGAGCGCCCUCCAGUACGAAUCAUCAUCCCCACCAUCAUCAUCACCAUCAUCAUCAUCAUCAUCAUCACCCCUCUACCGAUAUGACUCCUAGCACAAACGAGGAUAAUGUUCCUCGUCAUCCUUCGAAAAGGCUCAGACACACCUCCAGUGCGAGGCGCCACACAAAAUCGGAUGAUGUCUCGAGUGCUUCGUCAUUUUCGCAAAAGCGAUGCGUCGCUUGGUUUCGCGAAUACACGAUACCUGACGAUCCGGACACUCUUGGACCUGAGGGAAUGGAAAAAUUCUGCGAGGACAUUGGUGUGGAACCGGAAAACGUAGUGAUGCUCGUACUCGCUUACAGAAUGAACGCCCGUCAGAUGGGUUUUUUCACACUUACCGAAUGGUUGAAGGGACUCUCCGAGCUGCAGUGUGAUUCCGUAAACAAAGUACAACAGAAGCUCGAAUACCUAAGAAACCUGUUGAAUGAUCCGCACACGUUCAAAGGAAUCUAUCGAUACGCUUAUGAUUUCGCUAGGGACAAAGAUCAGCGCAGUAUGGAUAUGGAGACUGCACGAGUAAUGUUACAAUUACUGUUAGGAAAGCAUUGGCCAUUAUUUUCUCAAUUUGCACAAUUUCUAGAUCAGUCCAAGUAUAAAGUUAUAAACAAAGAUCAAUGGUGCAACAUAUUGGAGUUUUCGCGAACCAUCAAUCACGAUUUAUCGAAUUACGAUUUGGACGGAGCGUGGCCAGUGAUGCUCGACGAAUUUGUCGAAUGGCUGAAACUACAACGAGGAGAAGGGGCUUCUUCGACGGAAGUCCGAGGCAGCUGAAAAGAAGGCGAACCGAUGGCGACAACGUUGUGGGUUUGUUUGGAAUGUUCAACGCGAUUGUAUUUCGAGCAUUUACAAUUCAAGGAGUAAGGACCACCACCACCUGACGACCGUGACUGUAAAUACACAGAAAAACCAAGAAGAAGAGGGAUCAGCAUUGUCGGACCAUUGAUGUCGUAUUAAUAGAAUUUUGGUUGAGUCGAAAAGAGAAAGAAAACAGAGCUCUUUAUCUGAAUGAAACGUAUGGUUGUUUAUAAGAAAAUAUUCCUGCAAAAAUUCUAUUACCGAUAAGAAGAAAUAAAAUGGUCCAUUCAAUCGAAAA